UCCCGGUUCGGCUAAACGCGCUCAAACCAAAACCUCAGCGGAUAUUUUUUCCUGCAGGAAAACCUCACGCUCUGUUUGCUUUCAUUUUCCCCUCUCUCUCCUUAUGAACUCUAAUUUCAGUUUCUCCUUCAUUUAACGGAUGAUUAUGGCCGUUAGAGUCGCUAACACUUGUUCCAUCGUUUGCUCCGCUACUUCUCCCCCACUCGCUGCGUUUCAAUGCCGUUUUUACCAUUUCCGAACUUUGCAGUUUCGACUUCACUCCAAAUCAAGGUUUCGGCUCCCUAUUCUUUGGUCCAAGCAACAGUUUCUUAGCCAUGCCAGUUUUCGCAGCUGUUCCGUUCAUAGUCUUGUGGACAGUGUCAUGGAAGAACUCAAAACCAUGCGUAAACGUAAAAGAGUUUACGCCAAGGUGGGUUUGUCAGGUGGAGAGCUUUUUGUAAAUAAGCUUGAAAACCGGGUACUGCAGAAAGGGUUGCUUCUGGAGUUCAAGAAAGAUUCUGACCGUAUAUUGCUGGCAGUUGCAGAGAGACCAGAUGGGAAAAAGAACUGGAUAGUGUCUGAUCAGAAUGGUGUCUCAUGCUCCAUUAAACCACAACAAAUUACAUUUAUCGUCCCAGGUGUUGAAAAUUUUGAUCAUUCUGGGAUUUCACAAUUUCUCCAGAAAGCUCAGGAUAACUUGGAUCCAGCACUUCUUGAGUUCGCUUGGGUUGAGCUUCUUGAAAAGAAUAAAUCAGUCUCUGUCGAAGAACUAGCAGAGAUGAUUUUUGGUAGUGCGGAGCCUCUUGAAAGCUAUUGUGCCCACCUUCUGCUAUCAAAAGAUGAAAUCUAUUUCAGUGUGCUUGCAGCUAAAGGUUCUCGCUCAAUUUAUGCACCUCGAUCUACAGCACAGGUAGAAGAACUUUUAUGUAGGAAGCUUGCAAAGGAGGCUGCCGAGAAAGAACUACAGGAGUUUGUGCAACAACUAAUGUCUGCUAAGGCAAUGCCUGCUCAUGCUAAACCUCUCAAAUCUUCAUGGAUGGUUGAUGAGAAAGUCCGACACAAAAUUGAAUCUCUUGAAGCAUAUGCUAUUGAUGCAUGCAAAGAUGAUGAUCGAAAGAAAAUUGCAGGGAUGAUCCUUAAGGCAAUGGGACUAGCAAAAACAGCAUCCUCAGCAGUAAACCUCCUCAUAGAUAUUGGGUAUUUUCCUGUACAUGUCAAUCUGGAAGUUUUGAAGUUCAACAUUUACACUGAUCAUUCUGAAGAGAUUAUAUCAGCUGCUGAAAGUCAUAUGAUAGAUUCAUGUGAUGAAGACGAGCUUAAUAGGAAAGAUCUUACUCAUCUGAAAGUUUAUGCCAUUGAUGUAGAUGAAGCCGAUGAGCUCGACGAUGCCCUGAGUGCAACAAGGUUGCAGGAUGGCCGGAUUAAAGUGUAUAUACAUGUUGCUGAUCCAACCAGAUAUGUUGAGCCUGGGAGUAUCUUGGACAAGGAGGCAAUGAAAAGAGGAACUUCUGUUUUCUUGUCCACUGCCACUUAUCCCAUGUUUCCAGAGAAACUUGCCAUGCAGGGAAUGAGUUUGAAACAAGGAGAGGUUUGCAAUGUGGUGACUGUAUCUGUUGUUCUGCAUUCUGAUGGCAGCAUUGCUGAGUAUUCGGUGGAUAACUCAAUCAUUAAACCAACAUACAUGCUGACCUAUGAGAGUGCCACUGAACUGCUCCAUUUAAAUCUAGAGGAGGAGAGUGAACUCAGGCUCUUAGCAGAGGCAGCAGCCCUCCGGUUUCAAUGGCGUCUCAGACAGGGUGCAAUUGAUACUGCCACAUUAGAGACUCGUAUAAAGGUUGCUAAUCCUGAAGAUCCAGAACCAGUAAUUAACCUAUAUGUCGAAAACCAGGCUGAUCCUGCAAUGCGUCUUGUUUCUGAGAUGAUGAUUCUGUGUGGGGAAACAAUAGCCACUUAUGGUUCAUUCAAUAACAUUCCUUUACCCUACAGAGGACAGCCUCAAUCAAAUAUUGAUGUAUCUGCAUUUGCACAUCUUCCAGAAGGGCCUGUUCGGAGCUCUGCCAUUGUUAAAAUAAUGCGAGCUGCUGAAAUUGAUUUCAGGAAACCAAUACGACACGGUGUUCUGGGGCUUCCUGGUUAUGUUCAGUUCACAUCUCCUAUUCGUAGGUAUUUGGAUCUUCUUGCUCAUUAUCAGAUCAAAGCAUUUCUUAGAGGUGAACCUCCUCCUUUCUCUUCUGGCCAGCUUGAAGGGAUGGCAUCCAUAGUGAACAUGCAUACUAGAGUGGCAAGGAAGCUGAGCAACAGUAGUCUUCGGUAUUGGAUAAUAGAAUUUCUGAGAAGGCAACCCAAAAAUAAACGGUACAGUGCAUUGAUCCUUAGAUUUAUCAAAGAUCGUACUGCAGCCUUACUAUUGGUUGAGGUGGGACUUCAAGCAUCUGCAUGGGUGUCUGUGGGAACACAAAUUGGAGAUGAGAUUGAAGUUCAGGUGGAAGAAGCUCAUCCGCGAGAUGAUGUUCUUUAUCUUAAGGAAGCUAUUAGCUUGUAGAAACAGAUUGUUUGGAAUAAUUUGAUAUGGAGAAGUAUGAAGAAUCCUGCUUUGAUAUUGAAAAUGGUUUAUUCAUUGUAUUGGGACAAAACAAUUUUGCUGAACCAUAACUCCUCCGAAGCCUCAUUCAUUGAAACAAGGUCAAAUGACAUCUCCAGGAAAAUGUAUCGAGAAGCAUAAAUUAUUCGAUCCCACACAUUCACUGUUUCAGAUUGCUCAUUGUCCAACCAUGUGAUAGAAAGCAGAUAUUACUUAAAGGGCUCGCCGCAGCGUUUGUUUGCAAGUCAGACGGAGAAUAAGUCGGUUGGUAAUGCAUCAUUGGAAACAGAGUGAUUUUAGUCUGCAGUCUUGUUUUUGGUAUAGAGAAGUAGAAAAUUGAAUUGUAAUUUCUAAAAUUAAAAUGUAUAUGUAAAAAAGAAGACUAUUUUCUCAGACUUGUAUGAUUGUUUUCUUGAUACGUUCUAAUUUUCACUUCAUAAAUUGAAUUUGGAGGA
Messenger RNA from Mangifera indica (mango), 3015 nucleotides. RefSeq names its product ribonuclease II, chloroplastic/mitochondrial. Gene Ontology annotation, cellular component: exosome (RNase complex); P-body. The coding region runs from base 140 to 2521 and encodes 793 amino acids. The record is from RefSeq and is a predicted model, not a curated record. The transcript has 15 exons. Lineage: Eukaryota; Viridiplantae; Streptophyta; Magnoliopsida; Sapindales; Anacardiaceae. Gene Ontology annotation, biological process: mRNA catabolic process. Gene Ontology annotation, molecular function: 3'-5'-RNA exonuclease activity; RNA binding.